Molecule: messenger RNA, 42339 nt
Organism: Xyrichtys novacula (pearly razorfish)
Lineage: Eukaryota; Metazoa; Chordata; Actinopteri; Labriformes; Labridae
Source: the annotation of a GenBank genome assembly
AUGGCAGUGCCAAAUAUGCUGUUCUCUGACGUGGAAACUUUUCUGGACUCACACCCCGAGUUAUUCGAGGACUACCUGAACAGAAAAGGGAACUAUAGCAUGGUAGAGAAAUGGCUCAAGAAUCACCAGGCGUGCAAAAGUCCGGCGGCUGCUGCACCCGCCGAGCCGAGAGAGGAGAAGAGCGGAGCGUGCAAGGAUAGCUGGGCGAGCAAAUGUGACGGUCUGCAGAGGAGAGCCUCACAGAGAGAGCUGCGCAAAACUUUCGCAAGAUCCAAGGCCAUCAAUGUCAACAGGACAUAUGACGAACAUGUCAACUCCAGGGCCCAGGAGCCCCUGACCAGCAUGAGGAGGAGAGCUCUGCUGAGGAAAGCGAGCUCUUUGCCCCCGACCACUGCGCACAUACUGAGCGCACUGCUGGAGUCCAGAGUCAACAUCCCCCAGUAUCCGUCCACAGCCGUGGAUUUUAAAUAUUACCUCAAAGAACACAACGAGAGAGCCUUUUUCCUGGAGCUUGUAAAAGACAUUUCUAACGACUUGGAUCUAACAAGUCUCAGCUACAAAAUCCUUGUGUUUGUUUGUAUUAUGGUCGAUGCAGACCGGUGCUCCUUAUUUUUAGUGGAGGGAACCGGCAACAAGAAGACACUAGUGUCCAAAUUCUUUGAUGUGCACGCGGGCACCACAGUUUUGCCCUCCAUGAAUUCAGAUGAAGUGCAAGUGCCGUGGGGUAAAGGCAUCAUUGGAUAUGUGGCUGAACACGGAGAGACAGUGAACAUUCCUGACGCUUAUCAGGUGCCUGCUCCUCUUUGUGCACGCAUGCUUGUGUGCAUUUGCAUGAGUCACUAAAAAGAGAGAGGGAAAGAGACUGAGACAUGCAGGGAGACAGGUCGUUUUCUUUCAGUCUGUCAGUUAAUCUGUCACAGGUGAUUGAUCAUCAAUCACACUGUGGAGCAGAGCCCAGAGCAUGGACACCCAACACAAAGCAUGAAGCACUCACACCAACAUUAGGAGACUCUCUCUGCUGCUUUUGCAAUCAGAUGGUGUUUACCUGAAUUCUUAGACAGUUAGACAACACUAUGUUAAGUGAAAGCCAAUAAGAAAGAAAGGGUAGCAAUUUGCUAAAGUUGUUAGUGUCUCUUCUCUAAUGUAGAAAGAAGUCUGUGUAAUCCCCUUGAAACAACCAUUUGGAAAUAUCGAGAUGCACUACAUUUAUGUACAUAUAGUAAAAGGUAUAUUUUACCAUGUGUAGCUUACUAUGCAGUGGCAGAUUGAUUUUUUGUCUGUAAACAUAUAAAGAUAUAAGAGUUUUACUUUACAUGGGAGUUAACGGGAAAACUACAUUUCUGCAACAAGUGCUGACUGUUCCCUCUCUUUUUUUGCUGUCCCUGUGGCUUCCAGGACCGCCGCUUCAGUGAUGAAAUUGACAAGCUCACAGGGUACAAAACCAAGUCACUCCUGUGCAUGCCCAUACGAAACAGCGAUGGGGAGAUCAUUGGGGUUGCUCAGGCCAUCAACAAGUCGUCAAGUAGAGAACUCUUCACUGAAGACGAUGAAAAGGUAAUUCCACUCUUUUAAUUGUGAGUCAAUGCUAAAUGAGGAUUUCAUGUGCGGGAAAGCUUGAGCUGAUUCCUUCUCUGACUUUGUUGGGUUGAUUGACUCGCUCAGUUCUUGUUGAUAACACUUGUAAAAGAGGCAUUCGGUAGUUUCGCCAGAUUUAUCAAAAAGAGUAACGGUGUAUGUGUACAAAUGGAAAAGGAAGUUGCAAAGAAAUGUUGAUGGACAGGUGAACCAGAGGAGGAAUCAUAAUGACAAAUGAUACUGCAACUUCUUCUCUAGAGUCACCACUAGGUUGAGAUUUUGGGGUUUAUGUGAAGAGUAAGUGUUCAGCUAUGCAGGAAAAUAUCUGUUUGUUCCUCUGGCUUGAUAACUCUUGUUUGGAAUACAAAUACAUAAAAUGACUGUUGGAUUAACUGUAAUGAAAUUCUGCUCAGACAUUAAGUUUCUUCACUGAAUCACAUGAAAAAAAGUUGCUGGUACCCAAAACUUUUUAUUAAAUUCAGUCAUCAGGUCAGAGCUUUUCAUUUUGGCUUAUGAAAAACACCUAAAAACUCAUCAAAUUUCCAUCGUGUACGUGCCAAAUGUUGGCAUGAUAACGGACAGAUCUGAGAUUAUGAGCAUGGUCCACAUCACCUGCUCAUAGCCAGCAACGUCACUGUGGGCCUGUUGUAAUGCUGGUGUUCGCACUCAAGACUAACAGUGUUUUUAAAGCUUUAAAGAGGUGUCAAAGUGGUUUUCAUCUCUGUAACGACUCUUUAACAUUGCAACACAAGCCAGCAUUGUUCUGUCGUAUUAGGGUAACAGAGGCAGGGCGUUUUGCUUUGCUAUUAAGAGAGCAAAUUGUCACUUUAGGAUGAUAUGAGUUGUAUUAUGUCCUGCAUAAUUGGCCCAUUUCGUUCAUUGUUUAGUGAACGAUUCCUUUGUUUUGAGAACAUGUUUUUAUGAUCCAACUGCUGAUUUGACUUUCACUGAGUUACACCAAUAAAUGUCUCCUGUAAGAUUCAAGAUUUAGGUUAUCUAGAUCUGCCAUGUUUCCUCCGUAUCACAGAAUAGAAAAACUAGCAACAUGAAGGUUUUUGAACGCUGUGAAAGGCUGCAUGAAACGCACCAGAUGAAAGAUGAAGAAAAAGAGAGUGAUUGUUGUGCGCAAAGAAAUUGUAGUAAUAGACCUAUUUGGUAGUAACAGCUUGACAAAUGGAGGAUUAUACUUAUCAAGCAUUACAGGAGCUUCUUGUCCACAAAGGCCACCACUGCAGGCAGGAGGAGCAAGGGGAGUGUUUCAAUCGAGAAUAACUAUCACUUAGUAUUCCCAUAUCCUCACACUGUACCUGUAAUAUGGAAAUUAAUUUUUGCAUAUAUUCAAAUUAAUUUAAAUGGCUGACAUAUUCCUGCAGUGUGUCUGAAUAAGAGUACUUUUAUAAUUUAAUAUAUUUGGCACUAACAGAGCAGUACAGUUAGAUUUUUACAUUGAUGCAGAGAUACAAGCAGUACUCAGUGUUAAUUCGUUUAUCAAAGAACGCUAUGACUCUCUACAUUUUGACAACAACAUAUCUUAUCUUUUAGAGUAAAAAAAUGUCCUGAAAAUCAAGUUUGUGAUAUUACUUGACUAAUAUAUCAUGAAACACUUGUAGUUAGUAUAACAUAAGACUAGAUUUGUAAGCUUUCAUCUGCUGUGGCCUCUGGUUUUUGUGUCUUUUUAUAUUUUUUAUAUACUCUUAGAAGCUACUUUUCCUGGUGGAGUUUGGGGUUCCACUACUAUUCCUGUAAAAAUGAACACAUUAAACGUGUAGGUAGCUCCAAGGGUGAAAAUGUGAAUGGUACGAGAGGAAAAAAAAAUGCUAUGAUGAUUUUUCCAGGGAUAUUCUAUUAUUAAUCGGACAUAUGAUCCAAGAGGACCAAAGCCUGCUCUUGGAUGACUGCUUCAGCUGCUUCUGCUUUUGCUCAGUCUGUAAGUGGAUCAGUCAGGCUGGCAGUUGUGCCAAAUGGAAUAACUCAAAUCUCUGUGAAUGAAUAUGAUAUAUUACUAUAAAAAAUCAAAACAGUAGGUGGGGGUGUUACAUCUCGCACAGACCCAGAUCUUCUGUUUGAAGCUGAAUGUUCAUCUGAAUUAUUACCAUCAUAGAAAGGGGAGAGCACGUGUACAUUUCUCUGGUACACUCGACUGAGCAUCAGGCAGUGACAUGAUGAUACACAGACUUGUUCUCUUAUUGCAUCUACGAACCCCUAAAGGAAAAAGAGAUGAAACAUGAAAGCGCAGAACUAGCUGGCUUUUAUUUUGGAGGGUUUUUUUAUUGGAUAAUAGCAGAAAGCAGCUGCAGGUUUUUUAUUUUUUUAUUUUUUUUUAUUCAAAGUAGGAUUUUUCUCCACUUAAGCUCUGCUGUCAAAAUGACAUCUGCAAAUGCCAUCAUUCAUGAUGGAUGCCGAUUGGGCUUUCUUUUUUCUCCCCCCUUUUCCAUGUUUUCAGUACGUUUCACAUUGCAUUAACAUCACACUUAUGCCUGGGAUGGCUACAGCUGAAUAAGUAAUGAAAUGCAAUGCUAGCAUCAGAGAGAACACUGUGAGCUCCCUGCACAGCACAGCUGCAGCUCUGCUUUUAUGGAGGACCUUGUAAUAGGAAAGCGAUCACACUUUUCAAAGCAUUAAGUGAUACUCCAACAGUAGUCAUUAUAGACUUAUUAAAACAAAUGUCGUUCUCCACGUAUUAAACCUUACAGGAUAUUAAAACAGAUUAUACGGCUCUCUUUAAAUCCCACACAGUUUUAAAAGUGCCGUGUUCCUACCUGCAUGUUCAGAUUCCUUUGGGGUGCGCGGAUAAUGGAUCCGCUCAUGUAUAAUUGCAUUAUCUCAUCAUCAUCUUUAGAGGACUAUUGCUAGUAUAGACUCACAGUGAACAUUGUUUCAUCUCUACAUCCUGCCUUUGGAUCUUGAUUUGCUUUCCUCUCACUUUUUAUUUCAACACAUUCAAACACAUUUUUACAUGAGCUGUAUUCUUCAGGUGGCAUAUUCAUACAAGUCUUUAUUGUAAUAAUAUGCAACUCCCUGUUUGUGGGUCUCAUUUGCCAAUGCAGUGUACCACCUCUGUGAAUGUACUGUCAAAUAGCAUUUGCUUUUUACUACUGUGCUCCUUCUGGCUGCCAAACCCCCAGACAAAUUGGCCUAUGCAACAAGUAAUUCUGUAGAAACCACUUUCACACAAUUUCACAAUAAUGUAAAUCUACCGCUUGACAAGAGAGAACACAAUUUCUUCUUUAAGCGCCAUGAUUCAAGGCUUUCUCAUCGGAUAUCAGACUUGACUGAGUUCAACCUGAAUGUGAAUUAAAUUGCAACAAAAGACAAGCCUUGACAAAAACUCUGCAGCUGACAUGUAUACACGCUGUAAACUGAACAGGUUUUCAAAGCUUUUCUUUAGAAAUGUUCUUAUAAAACACUGAUUCAUUUUAACUUUUUUGUCAACUACAGAUUUCAGUUCAUCUUUUCCAAGGAUAGGCUUUCCUUUGGCUGUUUGGUAAAUUAGGGUUAGAUGUGUGUCAGUGUUGCUGCACUUUUUUGUUGUCGUGACCUCCAUCUGCUCCUGACUUUUUCCAGGUACCUGCAAUGUGAAUGUAGGACAGUUUAAUUAUUUAUGGAUAAAAGCUAUUGAGCAGCUCUCCCAGUGUGCUACUGUGUUUAUUGGCCGAGUUGUAUCAGUGCUCAUAAAUUACUGCCAGUUGAUUAAAAUUGUUAGUCCACUUUUGAAAGACAAAAUUAUUACUAAGUGUAUUUAUGAAAAACAAGCUGGGAAGUUACAUCCAAAAUCAGUUUGAACACUUUGUAAUAUGUUGAUCAGAACAGGAACUUAUGGUUUGAAAGUCAUUACAAAAAACAAAACAAAACAAAAAAACCCAUUAAUUUAGAAAUAUUGCAAAGACUGCAUAUCAAGUGCUGAAAUUGAACAUUUUUAAUUGUUUUAUGGGAAAAAAUGCUCUCUUUAAAUGCGAUGCCAGCAACAAAUUUCCAAAAGUUGGUACAGAGGCAACAAAAAACUGAAAAGUUGUGUAAUAUAAUUAAAGGGGAGACUUCCUUGACCCUUUUAGGUCAGUAAUUUGGUCAAUAGCUUGCAGCAGGAUGGUAAUAUGGCUGGGUUUAAAAAGAGCUUUGGUUGACUUACAAAGUUUUUGGAGAUGUCAUUGUCUGCAGUACACAAUAUCACCACAAGUCUUAAAGAAUCUAGAGCAAUUUCCUUUGAAAAGGGACAAAGCUAAAAGCCAACAAAGGAUGGCAGUGAUCUCUUGGCCCUCAGAUAUGAGCUCAAAUCACUCCCAAAGUCCAUCAUCUGUGAAGACAGUUGAUGACUGACUGCUACAAUUAAAGGUUAAAACUGCACCACAUUAAGAGGAAACCAUAUUCUAGAGACACGCUGGUGAUUUCUCUUGGCCUGAGCUCAUUGGGGAUGGAUUAAGGCAAAGUGGAAAACUGUUCUACAGUCUGACAAAUCAAAGUUUGACAUUCCUAUUUGGAAAACUUAUGGAUGCUGCACCCUCUUCUCUAAAGAAGAGAGGGAUCACUUGUUAUUUGGGCACGCCAAAAGCCAACAUGUGUGAUUGAAUGAGGAUGCAUAAUGGCAUGAGUAGCUUAAACAUCUGGAAAGGCACUAUUAAAGCUUACAUAUGUACAAGUUUUUGGAGUAACUUCUUAUGCUGUCCUCUAGAUCAUGCCUUUCGAUGUAAAACCUUGCAUAUUUCAGCAAAACAAUACUGAGUCACACCCUGUUUGUAUUGCAAUAGCAUGGCUCUGUAGUAGAAGAGGCCUGGUGCUAAACUGGUCUGCCUGCACUAACAACUUGUAACCCUGAAUACCGGAAAUGCUUCGAGUUGUCUUCAAUUUAGCAGUUGCAGACUAGCAAAGUCGGUUUAAUCAGCAUUUUCACUCAGUGUCCCCACUUUUUUGGAAUUGGGGUCAUACUAAAAACAUUUCUAGUUGACUCAACAAUGACUUUACCAUAGCAUUUGUAUCAAGUAAACAGAUUUUGAAUAAACUAGUCAUUUUUCCGCUCAUUUUCAAGGGGAGAAAGAAAGGUUUGUGUGCGGUGAUUUCCCUCGGCUUGCCUCUAAUGACAAUCAAAUCUGGUAAAUGGAAUGUUCCCAAGGCGUUGGCCACCUAGUUUCGUUAUUAAACCACUCUUUACUGGUCGGUUCACAGGUCUCUAGGCAAAAACGUCUUGUUUGUAAUGCAACCUCAUAUAACGGCCUCCCUGACAGAAUGUAAUUAGAGAGAGCAGUGCUUUUCUUGGGUUCCACAGGCAGAUCCAUAGCCAGAUCCCUGAAGUCCUGCUCGCUAAUGAAUCUGCUCCUGCUGGGCUAUUGAUGGCUGCUGUCCUUGUGGGAGACAGUUAUUAGAGAAUUCCAGAGAACAGCUGAAAUAGCAUCAUGUAUGAGCAUCAUCUGUUUUCAGUCUGUGAAAACAAGAGCAUGAGGUGCUUAAUUAUGUAUAAUGAGAGAAUGAAACGCAUACAGAUAAUUUACUCAUUAGCAUAGUAGAUUCAUAUUUCAUAUUACACGAGAGAUACGUUAAGUGUAAUGCAAUAAGGUAUUCUGUGCAGGAUGACAGAGCAGAAGAACUCAAUUUUUAUGGUAUCAUAGUGUUUUUUCUUUUACCGUGUAAUCCACACAAUUCAGCUUUAUGGUGUAUUUGGCAAAUUCAAUAUUUUAUUGUGCAGCAGGAAGAAAUAUUUGGUGUUGAACAAUGAAGCCACUGUCUGGAAAACUGCAGUUCCAUUAGUGUCCACUUGGGGCUGGCUUCAAAAGUCGAGGAUGCCCCAUUAGACCCAUGUAAAAAAUGUCCACUGCCCUAUUUUUUUAAAAUUUAUUUGUAGCUUAUUUUGGUAUUUGUACACACUGUACCAGGGUGAAAUCAGCAGACAGGUGGGGCACAUUUUAUCUGUCUUCCAAGCUGCUCAAAGUCUGCUUCAGCUCCACCCUUAGGGCCUGCUCUACUAAAGGUUUGCGUGUGCAAAAACAUGUGCAAACUUGAUAGCGCAUGCAAACCUGAUCUACUAACUGGGUGCACCGCAGAUUGCGUCUGUCAAUCAAAUGAGCAAAACAGCGUGCGCGCAAUCGAUUUAGCGUGUUUGCCUUCAUGAAUAUGCAGAAUGUAUGUACAUCAUACAUCAUAAGUAUCAUAAGUAAUGUCAAACCCGAAACAGACGAAACCCGAAACAGAUGAAAAAAAUCUUUUGUUUGUCUUAUUGAUUUUAAAUCCCUUUUUUGGAUUUCUAGUAUAUCCUCUUGUAUCUGUAAAGCACUUUGCAUUGCCUUGUGUAUGAAUUGUGCUAUACAAAUAUUCUUGCCUUGCCUUUUAUGCAGUUCCCCAAAAUAAUAUUUACAACUCCAUGGCUUCAAACACUCUGCUCUCACAAACUGUCCAUGGUGACAGCUGAUAGGGCACGCACUUAAAGAGGGCGGUCCGCACCACUUUUGCUCCUGCUAUCAAUUGCGCAUGCGAUGAUAGUAGAUCACCCGCAACAUUGCCACUAAUAGCGCGUGUAAUUUUUUAGUUUGCACACGCAAUUUUGGAUCUUAUUAGAUCAGGCCCUUAGUCUCUGUGUAAGUUUAGUCAAGCACCAACCUCUGAUGCUGAAAAAUGAAGCUCAGAGGAAGAGCUAAAAACUGCAGCUCUCAGCGAGUCAACUUGAGGCUGGAUCAGGAGGAACAAAGUGUAACGUGUUCACAGUCUGUUACAGCAAAAGGUUCUGGUCUGAAUAGCCUAUUGAAUUUUUUAAAUGUAACUCCUUCAUUUUGAUGAUAUUGAGAUUCAAGUUUUGCAUUAUUAGUGGGGCUGCUGGCUUGCCUAAACUCCACCUCUUUGCCUUUUGUUGGAAAAAGUAAAGUUGAGUCAGCAUUUCUGAUUCACCAACCCCCAUCAUAAUGCUUAAAGCUCUACUUCAGGAACCAAUGGGUGAUGUCACAGAGGUUAUUAUGUCUAUGUUUAAUGCAGCCUUAUAGAUCUAGGCAGCAUUUCUAUGGCUGUCGCUGCAACUGACAGCUUCAUAAGACUGAGAUUUUGUUCAUGUUUUAACCAGUCUGGUUUUUGAUAAUCCUCUGGCUUGUAACAAUCAACAUUAAAACGCUGUUGAACCAAUCAUGCACAUAACAUUCAAAUGAAGAGUGAUUAGACAAGUCUUUUAACUAGGACCUGGUCUACAAUAGUCUACUUUAAAGGACUUGUAGCUAUGUCUUUUCUCAUGAUACUUUCCAACCCCUCUGUUGUAUAAAUUUAUUUCCUCAUUCUUUCACUCUUUUAUCACUGAAAUCGGCCUUUUGUUUGAAAAACUGUUUGCUGCUGUUUGAAUUCAGAUAGCCAUGCUACCUUUGAAAUAUAAUGAAAGCUGUGUGGCUAACCCUGUCACCCAGUUUGAUGGUAGAGAGAAAUUGUAGUAAUUAGGGCAGGGUUUUUCUGCCGUUUCCUUUCAGCGAUGCCAUUUUUAGGUCGCGGUUAUCAUGAGCCCCACAAUUAGAGUUGUCAAGUAGUGAAGUAAAUUUAUGAAUCAAUUGUUAGAGCCUAGAGGAAGGUCUAAAAGUAGAAACUACACAUUGGUACCAUAAGUUUUAUAUGUUGAAACAUCAGCAUAUUUCAAAAACAAGGUUCAUGUCCUUUGAACAGAUAUGAAUAUUUAAUGCAGUUGUGUUAGUUUUCUGCAUUUUUGAUUGAUGUUGUGGAGUUUAGGAACGUUAAAUGAUUUUGUAACGGCCUCAAAGUGUCAGAGGAUUUUGUUUGUGAUAUGCUCAUUUGCUACUGAUGAGUAGCUGAUACAUUAUCCUCUGUAAAAGGUGAAACAGAUAUCCCUCUAUCAACGUCCACAGCUGAGUAACUUCCCAUUCAUGUAUUGUUGUAGUGUCCCAACCCUCAGGUCACACUGAAGGCUGGUAAAUAUUAGUGGGUUUGUUGUACUGAUUGUGUUGUUUACACAGCAGCCAGAUGCUAAAGAUAGAUAACUAAACACAGAGGGGGAGUGAGGAAGCUCUGAACCUAAAUUCUAUUGAUUCUAUGUUAUGGGGCUGAGUGUCUCUCAGAUAAGGCUGCAUUGUCUGGUGAUUGUAGUCUUAUAGAAUUCAGCUCGGUAUUUACAUCUCAGCUGGCCAGGCAGCAGCGUGCAGUCGCAGUCCUCUCUCUGCUCCCUCCUCUCGCACGUUCUUGCAUAUUGAUGUUCAUUAUGAAUCAACAGGGGUGAGGAGGAAAGGAAUGUAGUUCGAUUAUAAACUAGUAAGAGGUUGAUUCAAUUUCAGGCUACAUAUUAACUCUAGUCAUCUGGCCACAUCAAGUGAUUACAUUAUUAAUGUGAAGAAAAUAUGAGUGAAAUAAGGAACUGAUACCAUCAGCCCAAGGCACAGUAUGGCAGACUAAUCAGUCAAACGGUAAAAUGUCAGUCGAAUUGAUUUAUUUGUCAUAGCAAGUAAUGACACCAAUGAGAGGCUAUUUCUUAUUUGUUCUAAUUCAAAAGGCAAGUUUUCUUGGAAUGAUCAAAUGCUCCUUUUUUUUCUUUUGUUUGACAGAAGUUGUGCUUUUGUUCAGUGUUCCCAUCAAAAAGUGUUUUAAAAAUCCUUAAUAUCUUAGUAAUGUGUUGAUAAAACUUUUGCUAAAACUGCUCUGUGUACCAGCUGAUACUCUUCUUUCAUCCGUAUUUGCACCUUUUUGCUGUUGACUGUAUAUUAAUAUGAUUGGCACACCCCCAUCUCUUCUCAGUAACUUAUCGGACUGGUGAAUAACUAGUAUUCUGUAGCCAAGUCAUGUGCAUAAGCAAUCUGGCUAGCUGAUCCGUGGGUUUGACGCUACACCUUUUCUACCAUCUAAAACACAUGUCUUACGUACUGGCAAAGAUCCCACAGGUUGAUACAGCAGAACAGAUUCCAACACUCAUGCUUUUGAAAAGUUGGAUAACUUGUCUAACUUUUUCCCUCUCUGUUCCUUCCUAUGAACACCACAGUUAAAGCUGCAUUUUUCAUCAGAACUGCUAAUCAUGACGCUUUAUCUCCACUUUUUACCCUCAGCUGAUUAAUAAGAACUAACUACUUUAUGAAAUUUGUAAACUUGAAUAUAAAGCGGCUUGACAAAUGUAACUUUACUUAUUUUCCAGUAACUGUUGUUGUCCAGGUUGACCAAUGUUCUGUUAGUUUUAAAAAAAAAUAGUUGGGCUUCAAAACCACAGCCAGUCUUUAGGAGAAGCUCUGAAAAGGUUUGGCUUCACUUUGAAGGAGCUGUUAUGAUGUCCUUGCUUUUUAAAGCUCCUGUGAGGUUUGUGUCAACUUUGGCGCAAUCUUUUCUUAUCUUGUCCAUCACAUGCUGCAGUAGCAUUUUCUGACAAGUAAUCUCUUCUUGCUGACCUUUGACAGUUACAUGCAUGGUUGAGAAUAUUUUAUGUGAAAAUUGCAAAAAAAAAAAAAAAAGGCCUGUUUCUUCAACUGCUUCGCUCCCCCUUGCACCGGUUUAGGGCAUCAAAAAUUACAACACAAAAAUAUUGUCAGUUUUAUUGUAAAUGGUCUUAUUUACUUUUAUAUUUCACAAAAAGGCAUCAGGAUGAAUUUCAGCCUGUUUCACCAAUGUCAAAAACUCUUCACAGGAGCUUUAAACACUCUGAGGGCUUAACUGAAGAAAAAUGUCUCUUGAAAGCGCACUAGUCUUUUUCUUGGAUACAGGUUUGUGAUAGUUGAACAGUGCAGAUUUCAUAAGUGUUCAAUCUCCACAGGUGCUGCAGAUGUACCUGCCUUUCUGUGGUAUUGCCAUCUCCAACGCCCAACUCUUCGCCGCUUCAAGGAAGGAGUACGACAGAAGUCGGGUAAGGGCAGCUGGGCUGACCAGGAUGAUAACCCCCCAUCCAUGCCUAGGAUCAGCAUUACUUCCUCCCCCCCGAUGCUGUGAUGGAGGCUGUGUAUCGAUCAGCAGCAGCCCACUUGCUGCCACUGCAGUGGGGAUCACAGAGCAGCAUGCAGCCUUGCAUGGACACUUUCUCUGGAUCUGUAGUGGGGGGGAUGGGCCUGUUUCCAGACUGUGGGGCCUGGCCUGGGAUCUAAAUCUCCAUGGGAAUGUUAAGAGAGGCACUAAUUCAUGUCACACAUUGAUCUGUGAUGGAAGAGAACAUAAUGAGAACACAGCUGAGUGAAUAGAUGAGAGAAAUGAGGAAAGCUCCCUCCACACCGUAUGAUUUUUAUGUGUUUGUGUAUUAAAUUGGAUUGGCAGUGCCUAAGAUGAAGAGCCUAAUUAACUUUUAUUGGAGAAACUAAUCAUCUUAUAUCAUCCUGGUAGUUUAUGGGUUAAGGAUAAUUGUAAAAAUCGAGCUUUAACAGCUGAGCGAGGCAAAACAUCUUUAUUGAAAGGGUCCCUGUAUUACCUGCUGACAGUUUUCAGCUCAGAUUGGGAGGAAUAAGUGUUUUUUUUUUCUCUGUGGCUGGUGUUCAGGCACUCUUGGAGGUAGUCAAUGACCUGUUUGAGGAGCAGACUGACCUGGAGAAGAUUGUCAGGAAGAUCAUGCAUCGUGCCCAGACAUUACUAAAGUGCGAGCGCUGCUCUGUUCAGUUGCUGGAGGACAUUGAGUCACCGGUACAAUUUCUUUAUCUUCCUCUGUCUGUUUUCAAUUUUCCAUCAACGUGAAUCUCCAAUAUUCUUUCUGAAUGCUUUACCGAUUUCUUCCCUUUCAAAAAUUUCAGGUGGUGAAAUUUACAAAGUCCUUUGAGCUUCUGUCCCCCAAGUGUAGCGCUGACACUGAGAGCAGGUAUGUAAAGUGUUUCUGUGAUAAAGAAUCUUCUCAGCCCCUCAAUAACAUCUGCCCUAAUAAAAAAAACAGCUUUUCUUUCCUUUCAACACUUCUCAUACAAACAGCCUUUUCACCAAAUAGUCACAUCUGCACCGUAGUUUGCCCUGAGCUCCACAGCACUUUUGUAUUCUGCACAGCGUCUUGUUUGAAUUUGUAAAGCUUCUAUCAAGGACAAAAAUAAAGAAAGUAGAAAAAAAAGAAUAUUCUGUAGUGCAGUGGAAGUAAUAUGCGGAUUGUAAAUAGGAGGCAUAUUGUAGGAGCCCCCGCUUAAUUGGGUUUAGCUGCUUCUCUCCACUGCUGGGCAUGGCUGAGUGGAGAAACAGAGGCUUAAUAUCGUGUGGGAUGUUUGUGGAUGAAAACCAACACUGAAAGAAAGGAAAAUUAUUCCCUGAAUCCUCCACUUGCCACAACUGAUCUGGUCACUGUAAUGCGGCAGUAAAAAAAAGACAGCAACAUUAGUUUAAAAAUGUAGUAAAAAUACAAAGAGGUAAGUAGUUGUUGAAGAAUAUAGUUAAUAAAAAGCCAGCGUGUGAUAUCAUACCUUAUGACAAUGGUAGGAAAAGGGGAGGUAGAGCGUACAGCCUCGCCUGGCAGAAGUGAGCCUUCACCCUGACUCUACCUCUUCUCUUUGUUUUGUGUUUGGGCAUUUUGGUAGUGUAGGUAGUAUCGCUACUGUCAUUAUUUGGAGCUUGUAUGAGUGAAGGCUGGGUCUAUUAACUGUGCGAGUGCUAUGCAGGUUGUGUCGUAAUAUGAGGAGGUUCUGCUUGUAGAUAUGAGGGGCAGUGGAAGAGAGUGGAUACCAGAGAUAACUAAUGUGUCUAACCUUAACCCUUUAUACACUGAUGAAGGGAGAUGCCCGCUUGAUAACCCCUGGCUCUUGUUACACUUCUGUCUCCAGACAUAAGGCACUUUGUGUUAGGCUACCGUAGUAACUUAUCAGUGAAGAAUAUUAGUGUGAAGGGGUGAUAAAGUGGAUGUUUUGACUGAGUACUUAACCUUUUAUCAAAGCACAAGUGCCAUGGGUUUAUUCCAUAGACUAUAUAGAAUGGAUGCCAUCUGCCUCCUUACUGGGUGAAGCCACUCUGAGAACAGCACCCUCUGGUGACGGGCUGCAGUAUAGGUCAUAAAUCCCGCCUCCUCCAGCAAUCCCUAUGGAGCUGUGGACAAAAUUUAGAAAUUUAUUACACAGAAUAUAAAUUUUUCUCCCCCCUGGUUGCGAUGUUGACAUGUAAUUACAGUAAGACUAGUUUGUGCUCAAGUCCUCUUUUUUCUGUACAGCUCUGUUUUUACAAGUUAUUAGGGGGUUCAUGUUUUCUAUGAUUGACUCUUGAUACAGUCUAUCGGCAUACAAAGAUUGCAUCGCUCACCUGGGGGAUAUGCUGUUUGAGCCGAGUGUCAUCACGGCAACUCUUGGCAACUCUCCUGCCGAACGCGUACAACGCCACAGCGCAAUGUUGGUUUCAGGAAGUGGAGAAAAUCCCAGAAAUACCAAGAGCAAUUCGACUUCAAAUUCGUAUAAUGACAGAAGGCGGAGCCAAGUUGUCCGUAGUAUAUACAGUCUAUGGUUUAUUCCAAAUCUACAUCCACAUUUUAUCAAUCAAUCAAUCAAUCAAUCAAUAUUUGUUUAUUUUAUUUAUACAGCAAGUUUCAUACAGGUCAGAAGUGAUUCAAAAUGCUUUACAGUUACUGAAAACAAAACUGCAAAAAAACACAAUAAAAAUAAAACAGAUUAUGACAGAAAAUGGGACUUCUAUAGAGAAAGAAACAAGAUAGGUUGAGACUAAUGUACACUAAAAGUAAUAAAUGAUAUGUUUUUAAAACAGGGAAAAGAGAUAGGAGUAAGUUGAAACAUCAAAAAGGCUUCAAAUACAUAAAGUUCAAAGUGAUAAAAAGAUUACAAGGUAAAUAUAGAUUGAAGCACUAAGCAGUAAAUGAGUAAUUUAAGAAUAAAAUUACAAUAGUUGAGAAUAAAGCAACCAAAUAACAUUAAAAUCUAUAUCAAACACCAAAUAACAACACUCAUAAACUCUCUACAUAAAAGCCAGACUGAACAGAAAAUGACUGAAAGCGGCGUCACCAAAUGUUUUAGUUCUGCUGUGAGGAAAAGUUAAAUAAGCAAAGGAGGAUCUGAGAGGAUGUCCUGGUUUAUAAACUAAAAGCAUCUCUUAGAUGUAGUCUGGUGUGAGGCCAUGCAGGGCCUUAUAAACCUGUAAAAAGUCAAAUCUACUGUAUGCGAUCACACUUGUCCACUGAAAGGUUCACAUCUGCGUAACAAGGGCAGCUGUGCACAGUUUAUGUGUCAAAAGGCGAGCGUACUGUUAGAUUUCUUAUGUGCCUCACUAUCCAAAGCCGCCCCCAUAGGGAGGAUAAUGUUCAGAGAGCGUGCAGUGCUGCUACUGGGUCUGUGAGAGAAGACACAAGGAAGAAAGAGUGUAAUGCAUCUAGUCAUCACACCUAUGAAAUUAAUUCCCCACCACGUCCGUACUCUGCUGUAUCACCAGAUCAAAAGGAUUCAGGAGAUCUGACAUCAGGAUCUCUACGUCUUUGUUCUGAUCUUGAAAGACAAAGUGAGCCGCAGCGAGCGUUUACCUUGCUGCGUUAGAAAGUAAAAAGUCAGCAGCAGCUCUCUGCAAUAAGUAUGAAUGGGAAGUCUAUGCAGGGAUGCAGGUGUUUUUAUGGUACAGUGUGGGGGCGUUUGGCAGUGGGGAAGACAAUCACACAAUUAACUUUUCAUCGUUUCAUAAGCUGCAGGAAAAUCUCACUGAUAUAAACUGUAUGAGAAGUUCAUUAAAUUCAAGUCAAUGUAAAAUCAGGGUCCAGAAGAAGAGAAGAAAGCCAGGUGUGAAAGAGAAUGAAACAUCCUCUAAAAAGAUAGAUUCUUAGGAUAACAAAAUUAUCAAUCAAAACAGUGUUUGAUUUCUUUAAAAUCCAAACCUUCCCCGAGAGAAAAGCAAGUAGACAAAUUAGGCUCAGUGUUGUUUCUUUUGCUCUGUUGCUUUUAUCUUCUUUUGUAUUUUCCUACCCCAGUUUCAAAGACAGUAUGGAGAAAUCAUCCUACUCAGACUGGCUAAUCAACAACAGUAUCGCAGAGCUGGUUGCAUCCACAGGAUUGCCUGUGAACAUUAGUGAUGCCUAUCAGGAUCCUCGCUUUGAUGCUGAGGUAAACACACGAUAACUUGCCUUUCAAACACAACAUUACAGAAGAGCUAGUAUGAAAUGUAUAAACUGCUUCGUGUGGAUUCGUGGGCAGAUAAACCUCUGCAGGAUGUUCACAUGUUUAUGUCACACGCAAGUCAAAGAGGUCCUGAUUCAUUAAGGGUUGUGAAAGUGCCCGGGGAGCGAUGUCAGGAUGAUAUCUAAUAAGGAAGUAUUUUGAUGAGCAGACAGAUGGUUUGAAACAAAACUGACGCAGACAACGAUGUCAAGCUGGAACACCCUGUCCCUGAGCUGUUUGUCAGUUUGUACAGCUAUUUAACAUCCAAUUCACGAUGUUUUUAUUCAAUUCACUCCAGAAUUAGAGAUAUUUGAUCCUUACAGCUGAUGUGAGGAGUUUUUAAUGUUGCUGAAAAUCAAACCUUUUUGAAGUGUAGGUCUCACAGUGAGUGAUAAAUUUGACUGUUAAGAGAAAGCAGGAAAGCAGGAGGAGAUUUUUUUUUAAAUGAUGUUGAUCCGACAUGAACAGGACAAAAUCUGCAUACAGAUGAGCUAUACGUCUUUGUUCAUAGGGGGCAUUAAAAUCAAUCCAGACCAAAGGCUUCUUACAGCAGCUUUAACUGGAUUAAGUCCACACAGAUGAAAAUCCCACACAUGUAGUCUGAUUUUUUUUUUUUUUUGAAUAACCAAUCUUUUUUUAGAGGUGACAUACGACCAAUUAGGGCUGUGCAAUCAACCAGUAAAGUCGAUUACUCUGCGUUUGUAGUUUUGUAAGAUUUACUAAAAUGAAAAUCACAGCUUUCUCCUGUUGUUUGCACAAAACAACAACAUGUCUGCUACAGCAAGAGUGAAAAGACUAUUCCCCAAAAAAAGACUUAAGUCACAUAUGUUGUUGUUUUUGCGGUAUCAGACAUCGAACAAACCACAGUAUUAGAGUCAAGCCUUUGUCAUUUGUAAAAUGUAUUUAUUUGGGAGAAAAAUAAAAAUGGAUAAAAAUCGUAAACCAAGUUUUUUGUUUUAAAAAAAUUCUGAUACAAAUUUUUCCCCACAUCACCCAGCCCUACUUCCAUUUUUAUUUAUUUAUUACAUAUUAAUCGAUCUCUGUCGGGCAACAGCCGUAGACAUAUACAUCGACUUGAUUCCAAAAGAGGGAUCAUGAAGUACAAACAUGGAGGUUUCUGUUUUAGGAAUAGUGACUAAAAUGUACUUUCAGCCAACAUAGAAAUAAGCAAAGAGGUAGAGGACAUGGACUUUUAGCUUCUGGACAAACAGAUACACCAUCUUGCCAGUCAAAUCAGCCACACCCUUAAUUAUAUCAAAUGAUGUGUAACUUUAAAAACUUCUUAAAAUCAUUAUAGAUAAGUUUAAAAGGUCCCUGUGUAAACUGCUUUUUGGAAACAUGUUUUAUUCUACGAGAACAUCUUAAUAUGCGCAUUAAUGAAUUCUCUUUGGACUCUUAAGAAAAAACAGUUUUUCGCUUUUACACAUCAGCUUGAUUUUGAAAGCUUAAAAACUGCCCUUUGCCAAAGGAAAAGAAAAGGGAGGUAGCGUAGAUCAAAAAUAAAUCCCUGACUUUUCAAAGCGUGGACCUUGAGCAGCAGUUACAGUAAAAGAUGAGCUGUGGGAAAAACCUGACAGCAGGUUACUACUGAAAUAAACAACACUGUUAAAGGGCUCUGACUGUGAAGUUGAAGGUUCGUACUGUACACAGCAUUUUACAAUUUUGAACAUUUUUAUUCAUCUCUGGAAUCCAGCACCUCUUAGUUUGAAAUGAUCGAAAUUGAGAUUUAAAUAUUAAAAGUGCAAAUUAGAGAACAAGCCAAGGUACAGGUCAGACUCAUUUUCAUUCCUGUUACAUUUCUUCUUGGUUUUCUUUCUUGAUCAACACGUAGUUUGUUCCUUGAAAUGUAAGAAAAUAAUGAAAAUGUUCAUCUUAAUUUUCUGAGGGGCAAAAUGUUUCCCUUUUUCUUAGAGAAGAAAAUGUUGAUUUAACUUUGAAGUUAAAUUAUUUAAGGAAAUGUUUUAUGCAGAUGUCUUCUACUGUUUUUCUUCUCAGGCGGACCAGUUCUCGGACUUUCACAUCCGCUCCGUCCUUUGUGUUCCCAUCUGGAACAGCAACCAUCAAAUCAUUGGUAAGUUGACAAAUGGAGAUUGAUUUAGGCUUUAAUUUUCCGGAUAUACUGAAGAGUUUUCAUUAGAUAUGUGAGUGCAUAUGCCUGUAAAAUGGUAAUAAAGUAAAGUUACAAACAUUUAAUGCUACAAGCCUCCACCAGUCUUUGAUGGCUUUCCACGAGGUGAAAAUUUACAGAUACUGAAAUUUACAACAAUAACCAAUGUCAUUUUGCCUAUGUCAAUAUAUUUGGUGUCAAAAUAAAUAAAUAUACAAGUUGUAUAUUGGAGUUGGUUUUGGAUGUGUGUAGGUAGGCUAUGGUCUCAUGUCCCUUUAAGACGCUGUCCUACGUCAGAAAUGUGACUCCACCCCAUUCAGUCUGUAACAAAGAGGGAAAGACAGGUGAGGAGAUGGAAGACGGUUCAAAAGUUGUAGCAGCUGGAGCGGCGACUGAAGUAGACAAAGUUAAUGUGGGAGAGGGUGAGCAGCUUGUCCGUUUAUCAUUGUUGAGGUGAACUGCUCAGUGUAUCGUGACAUUGAUUUGAGGCCAUAUCGCCCAGCCCUAUGUCAGGGUAAGAUGUUUGACGAUAAGACUUUUCCCACGCUGGGUAAGUUUGAAGAUUUUGGAGAUUGAAGUCAGUCUCUCUGUAAUUCAGAUAGGUUUUAAACUAGCAUGUAUUUGAGAGGCUGUCUUUGUGAACAGGAGCAUUAUCAUGCGGAAACAUGGAAUCACCUUCACUUAAUAGUUGCCAUGGAGUUGAGACAACACAACUUUGAGACAAAAUGACAUUAUAAACUUGUACAAAUGAGACAAGCUUAACCAGUGGAAAUAGACUGAACUACACAGUAGAUGUGUCCAUAUACUUUUGUCCAUGUACUGUGUUCAUGUAAAGCUCAUUUGCGCUCAUACUGUAGGGCUCAAAUUUCUUUUGCUGCAUUCUGGACAUUAAAGGAGAGGAGCUGAGGCUGCAUCUGUGUGAUCUUCUCCGUGCUGCACCAUCACUUCACACUUGGAGGUGGAGUUCCCUGUUUCUGGCUGUGUGCUUCGUGUUUGUGAAUCCGCCCCAGGCCCCAACACCACACUGACACUCUGAUAAAUCAUUGAUCUCUUGUCUGGUUUUAGUGCUGGAUAUUGCGGGGAGGAGCAAUGAUAGCAGCUCCACUCGGUCCACUGAGAUCUGACGUAGGAAGUCAUUACUUUUAUUCCAGUGCAAAGUGAUCAGCAUUUCUGCAGUAGAUGGUUGGUUAAGGACCUGUGUUUGCCUGUGUGCGAUGUCUGUGUGUACUUGUUUUUUUUUGUUUGUUUAUUUGUUUGUCGUGUAGGUGUGAGUGUAUUUGUCAGGGAGGGGAGAGGGAAGCGUGGAAAAAGAAACAGAAGGAGUGAGGGGAGAAAGAAAUGCAGCGUGUGUGGGUGGUACCUGAGGAUCCAGAGUGAAAACCAUUAUACAAACAAAGCAGCAGGAGAUGAAAUUCUCAAGUCAAGGAUGCAUUAACUUAGUAUGAAUGUCCCUUUGUCCUCCACCAAGGUUACAAACAGCCCCUUAGAAAUGCAACAUGAGAGACUAUGGUGUGACAACAACAGUAAACACAUUUAAUAGCAGAACAUCCUCCACCUGUGCACCAUUAAGGUUGUUUUGCUUAGAGCAGUUAAUGGUACAAUGUGGGUUUUUUUAAAUGUGUUUUUCUGAGUGUUCAACGAUAAAAAGAAUCAACUUUGCCAACCUGAAUUACCAUAUGCUUUUGUAAAUUAGAGAAUAAUAAUUCAGAGUACAUUUUUGAACAUCUUUAUUUUACUUGAGUAUCAUUUUUGAGGGAAAUUUAUUACUUUUACGCCACAAAAAUUCUACAAAUGGUCUUGUUUCUGGCCGCUUUAGCUUUGAGGUAAGCUGUGGCUGUAAAAUAUCACAUUAACAUUAUCAUGAUGAAACUUGAAAUUUAAAACAACACAGUAUGUCAAAUCGAAAAAAGGCAAGACAAGGAUGGAGCAACAUGGUCCAUGUGUUCAUAUCCACAUCUUAAAUUGUAAUUAUUAAAAAACAACUGAUGUUAUCUAUUUCUAAUUAUGUUCAGUUUAGUUCAGUUUAGUUCAGUUUCCUCAUCACUGCCUUGUCACUGGUCUUUAGAGAAGACACUGCCUCAUUAAAGCUUGUUUGUUGGGGGAGCCCUGACGAGUCGAUUAGUGCAGUGGAGUUUCACAGCUCAAGGAAGAACAUUUAUGAUCAUUACUUCAUGCAAAUGCAAUCAGACCACUAAGGCAGAAGAACUAUGGUGUCUGCAGUGCAAAAUGAUUAUUAUGAUGAUUAUAACUUCAUGGAAAUGAUACGCUGCACUCGGUGGUCGACUUGUUGGGGCAGUGGGUGAGUUCUGUUUGGUCUCUUUGCUAAAGAAACCAGGCAAAGCUAAAAAUAUGUUUGGUGGCUAGUACUAUGGCUAGGACCUUAUAUGUCCUGUUGAUGAAGUUAGGUGCUGUUCUGAGCAUUAUUUGUGGCUAUAGAGUGGCUUUUUGGUUGAGGUUUGUAUAUGGCUCCUUAGACCGCUGUGUAUUGCUGUCGUGUGGUUGUUACUAAAGUUGGUAUAACUAGAGAAGCAAGCGAUCGGCAACAUUUAUCUCUUGAGGGGGUGUCUAACUUGGUGUUACGGUGUGUUUGAUCCUAACUUGGUUUUACGCCAGAAUAUCCCUUUAUUAAAUGUUUGGGAUGCUUUUAUUCUGAAAUUUUUCUGUCUUGUAUUUAGGUUCCUUUAUUUUGUACAUGCUACUUCCGGUAGAUAGUCGAACGAUUAGAAAUUAUAAAUGUUUGAUUAAUAAGCACCCUAUAAAGGUACAAACUCUAAAGUUACAUUUGGAUUUACAGAAAUCCUGGAAUUGAGUUUUAAAAGUGUCCAAUAAUCUCUUAGAGAGCUGCUUCAAGCUAGCAAAUUUUUUAAUCAACAAAACCAUGUCAGGAAACUAAAGCAAAGAAAUCACCCACCUUUACAGAUAGCCCAGCACAUCAUCACCCUCUUUACUGAUCGAAAGGUGACUGAAUAGAGGAUCAGAGGUUAAAAACUGAGUAGAGCAGUUGUAGCACAACCACCUCUGGGAGGAAACUCAUUGCAGCAAUUUCUAUCCAUGAUCUCAAUCUUUAGUUCACAACCUGAAGCUAAUGACCAUGAGUGAGGACUGAAUGGUAGACGGACUAGUGAAUCGAGAAACUGACCUUCAAGCUCAGUUCCCUCUUCACCACAAUGGUCCAGCAUGUCUUUAUUACUGCGAAAACAGCAACAACCCACUCGAUAGUCUCAUGUUUGUUUUACCUUCACUGUAAACAAGACCCUGAGAUACUUGAACUUCUUCAAUUGAGGCAAAGAGCCACUUUUCACCUAGCGGGAACAAAUCACUCCGUAAAACUCUGAUUAACCUGAAUAAAAAGUUAGAAACUUCAGUCAUGAACUCUAUAUACUACACUCACAGUAUGUUUUUUCAUAUCUAUAAACUGCACUUAAGGCAGUCUGGUUAGUGAGAGGUUAUGUUGUCACCACUAGGCCCCAAAAUAGGCAUUUAUUUUGCUAAUGUUUGGAUCCACCUGCCCCAUAAACCUAUCAGAUUUCCCAUGCUCAUGAUGCAGAGUGCAGACACCAGCUCUAUUUUUAAAAUUUUACCCACAAAUAAAAACUAUUUCCACCUUUCAUUUCUCUUAUAUCUUCAUUCUGGUACUUUCAUUGACCUCUGAGAAAUAAAUAGCCAUGUUAAGUGUUGUUUAUAAGUUUUCGUCAUAAUUUCUAAUCAACUUUAAGGUCAGUCUCUGUUAAUUAAAUGUUCACACGUUAUCAAAAAUAGGCUUGCUGUGGUUUUUAAUUACAUGAAUGACGCCAUCAAAACAGGCUGUCAGAUAUAAGAAGACUUCAAUCCUGCUGCAACAAUUGUGGACAAUUAACAAAUGAGAUAACAUUAAUUGGACGCCCGUUUCACCAUAGCUACACUUUUGUUUGUAAUCUGUAACCAUGUAUGUUUACACAAAAACACUGUCCAUUGGAUAUCCCCCUAUUUAAAUCUGAACAUGUUGCUUUUUAUGUGAUAGGAUAUUGUGCCUCUGCUUAAUUUACAUUAAUAAUGAAUGCUUGGAAAUGACGUGGAGUGUGUGGGUUUGAUCCUCUUUUAAUUGCGGGCAGGUUAUACCGAGUCUUUCCAAUAUCAAGCUUAAAGCAACACUUUGUUGAGGGCUUUUUUACUCUCUGUGGCAGGUGUUGCUCAGGUGCUGAACAGGCUCGAUGGGAAACCAUUUGAUGAUGCAGACCAACGUUUGUUUGAGGUAUUACAGCUGAUUCUUUGCCAUUGUAAACAUGUCAAUGAAAUUUACAUGUUGUUGUUUAAUAAGUCUGCUUUUGGUCUGUUUUCUUAUUAGGCGUUUGUGAUCUUUUGCGGGCUCGGCAUCAACAACACCAUCAUGUACGAUCAGGUGAAGAAGUCUUGGGCCAAACAGUCCGUGGCUUUAGAUGUAAGAGCACAACAUUUGAUUUCUUGCCUCUAUUACAAAUGAAUUGAAAUCCUCUUUUAUCAAGAUAUAAACCCUGUAUAUCUUUCUUUUAGUUAAUUCAGCUCUGCUUCAGUUUCUUUUUGUUAUUCCUGUGUGCUCAUGUGUCAGUCACUUCGAUUCCUCCUCCAGAUCCUGUCCACGUCCUCUUCCCUUGAUUUAUUUUAAAUUUUAAUCCACUUAUUAUGAUCUGAGCCGAAACGUAUAACCAGGGGUCGGUUUAACCAACCACUAUUAUAUUGGAUAGCUAGUAUAAAACCUCCUCUUCUCUCUCAGGGGUCUUUGUGCUUGGCUCCUUUUUUGUCUCAUAUUUCCACAGGAAUGUACGCAUGAAAAAAAAAAAGUGCUGAUCUCUCUUUGUAGAUAACCUUCUCACAAAGGUUUUAUUGAAAAUUAAUGAGAGGCAGUGAAAAGCAAUCCCUCAUCUGCCCUGCAGUAUGCAGCCAUUCAGCACAAGUCAGCCUUUACAGUAUGUCCUUAGAUUACAAUGGGGAUCUUUCAGGUGCAUUAUAGUAGUUAGCACUGCUGUGUUUUUUAACAAUAGUGGAGGCUGAGAACAGAAAAAGAGAGAGAGAGAGAGAGCAUUUAAAGGAGAAGCACAGACUGAACUAAUAUGUAGAUGCAUUGCUUCUGGCAUCACUGAAUAAACAUGAGCAUUUAUGAUCAAAUAAGCAGCUGCAGGUCUGUGCGAGGUAUUUCUCCCAGGAAAUGAAGGGAACAUGGCGAUGGAAUCAGGGCUGACACUGCUGCUCUUGUAGACUGUUCUAGAGGCGAGCGUUGACUCUCUCAUAGAGAAGAGCCAACGCGCCGCUUUUAAGGUUGUGUGCCGCAAUUAUUUAAGCCACAGCCAAAGUUUCACCACUAUUACAAACUUGCAGGUUCUUAUUUUAAAUGAUUCAAAAAGACUUUGUGUGACAUUUUGUGAUUAUUUUUCAGGUUCUGUCUUACCACGCCACUUGUUCCAAGACUGAGGUUGACAAAUUCAAGGUAACAUAUUUCAAUGCUGACAGCUGAGAAUUUUUUUUUUUUUUAAAGCUGGAGUUCAUUAUAGAUGUCAAAGUGUCUUUGCAAGAGUCUCACAUGACACAUUACUUGCCUUUUAAUCCUCAUUACUGAGCAGAAGUUAUAGCUGAAGUUAAAACUGAAGCUAUGGCGACGCUCCCCCCUUGUUAGAUCUCCUUGUUAAAACAUUAGGGAGAGUGUAGUGAGUGCUUUUCGUCAAUGAAACUGAGAGCAAAAACAUUGUAAAUUUUUGUUUUGUAAUGAAAAUUUUAGAGUCAUUUGUGCCUCCCUUUAAUUUACUCCUCCCACACCUCAGUGUCUGAAUAGCUCUUUCGUCGCUUUCUUCCAGGAAGACAAAUAAAAACAUAAACAUUUUACAUGUUUUACUGAACAAAGUAUGUGCCUUUUACAAUGUGGUACAAACACACUCUUAUUUUAUGAUCUUCAGGUUUGCUCUGGUGGUGCCUGUAAUUGCCAUCAUUAAAUGUUAUCGUUUUCUACCUCUGUAGAUACAUUCCUAAAACCAUAAGCUUUGUACUGAACUCAAUUAAGACAUAUAGGGGAAAAACAAAGAUAUUAAAGGCCCAUUACGAUACUCUGAAAUCCCUCUAUUUUACAAUAAAAUUAAUGCACAGCAUUAACAGUAAAACAACCUGUAAUUUCUCUGAUGCCUUGAAUGUAACUCUUGCUUGUAGGAAGGUAAAAAUCUUGAAAACUCAGUUUAUUAUGCAUGAGUUUUGCUCAUGGGAUCUUUAAUUAAGAUACAGAAUGUUUUCCUAAUUAAGUAAGAGUGUAUUAGCUUUCAUGGAAAAAGCCUACAGUGACAGGGAGCAGUUAUUGGCAGCCUUUCUUCAGGAUUUCAUCUCUAGUUUCUCCCCAAUAACUGCACUCAUGUAAAUAUGGGCUGAAAAUUCCCCUAAGAAACAAACUAAUUGUGGUAUUUGGAAUAAAUUAUUCCAAUCAAUAAGCAAUUAUACCUAAUGCAUUAUUUAUAAAGAUGAAAAAAUCAAAAUAUCUACAUUUUUAAUUGGCAUGACAUUUCUGAAAUAUAGAUAUGACCUAUUUUCCUGCACUUUCACGUGUAGGAUUUUCCCUUGUGGCCAUUACAGCAGAGUAGAAACCUCGCUUUCCACUGCGCUUGUGUGAUCUGUCAGCCUCCCAAUCCACCAUCACACUCUCUGCCUGCAUCUCUGUCCCCCUUGUACUUUCUUUCAUAACUGCUCCACAUACGCAGCCCUGUGGAGGACACUUGACAGGGAUUCCACCUGAGUGCAAAUGGCAGCGGCAAACAAACCUGGCUGACAUUUCGUAACCUGCGGCUGUGAAUGAAGAGAGAGCAGAAUACCAGCUGACCCGAUGGGCAAACAUAGUGCUCUGAUGGCUGUUAGAGAGCAGAGAGAAACACUGGCGCAGAUCUGGAAGAGAGAUUUGACUAGUAGGAAUGAGAUACAGGUUAAAAAGCAUGAAAUAGUUGUAUUAUUAAUGCUGACCAGAGGCAGGAAAGACAUGUUUCCCUUUGUGCUUGUUAGACCGCACUGAGCACAGCAGACGUAGAAGCUUCAGGAUAUGUCUGGUUAAUUGGAAUCACUUAUGUUUUUCACAUAUUUGUUUGAAUAGUGUUUUUGUAGAAAGCUGUGGAUGAUUACUACGGCACAGCAAGGUUUGUCAAUGAGCUCCAAAAGUAAACAGCGGUGAAAUCCUCCUCUAAGCCCCUUCAUUAAUCUUAACCCUCUCCCAAUGAGUCCUCAGAGUCUUAAUUACCUUGUCUCCAUAUUUCCAUGUAUCAUCUGAAAAUGGCACAGCAUCCCCUGACCUCUCAAUCUUCCUCUGCUCUCUGACCUCAUAUUCUUUCCUUAAUUAAUGUUUUCUCCCACCUCCAUGAAACAGGCGGCUAACAUCCCCCUGGUCUGCGAGCUGGGCAUCGAUAAGCUCUCCUUUGACGAUUUCUCUCUGGACGUUGACGCCAUGAUAACAGCGGCUCUGAGGAUGUUUAUGGAGUUGGGAAUGGUGCAGAAAUUUAAGAUUGACUACGAGGUGAGAAUGCUGACUUCCUGUAUCUAUUUUCUCUCAAUAUUUGACUAAAUCUGCCCAGAACUUUGCUCCUUCACAAGCUAAUCCAUCCUCAUGAUGACUGCUGACCCGUGCUCUCGUUUCUCCCUCUGUCUUCCCCUGCAGACACUGUGCAGAUGGCUGCUGACUGUCAGGAAAAACUACAGAAUGGUUCUCUACCACAACUGGAGACAUGCCUUCAAUGUCUGCCAGUGCAUGUUCGCCAUGUUGACAGUAAGUAUAAUCAUGCCAAAACCAGGGGCAAGAGGUGGCAUUGCCUUCUCCUUAAAAUCUGAUUGGCCACCCCAAAAUUCUAGUCACUAGCUGCGUUUACACAGGCACAAAUAAUCAGAAUAAAUGCUUGAUUGGAAUAAAAAUGCGUCAUGUAAACAUGUCGAUCGGAAGAUUCUGAUCCAAUUCAGCUCAAUCGGGAAGAAAUUGUAUUCUGAUCGAGGGGGUGGUUUAUGCUGAUCGUUAUUCCGAAAUGCAUCCAUGUAAACACUUACUCUGAUCGUGACUCUUUUACCUAAAUCGAUCGUCACUCUUUAGCCUUUGGCUUAUUAAUUGAGGUCAGUACAGGAGGUUUCAUUAUUAACACUCUGGCAUAAAACACAACCGCAGGUGCCGUGUCUGCUCCUCCGGUAACAUAACAAGGCGUACAUACAGCGUAAUGAUGUCACAUCUCUAUGCACAGUGCAACUUUAGACAGAACAGUGAAAUAAGUACGCAAGGGCGACAUCAAGUGACAUUUAACAGAAGGAAAACUUCUGAAUCGGAUGGAGUGAGCCACUAAUGGGUUUGUUGGCUUGUUGACAGCACAGGCAUCAAUACAACUCUUCUUCUGCGGUUGUUUUAGCGAAAUCAGACAACUCUGCGCAUGUCCAAAUGUUUCGAAUCUGAAUAAAACUUGGUGCAUGUAUACGCACGUCAUGAUCAGAUCAUUUGAAUUUGCACCCAUAUAGACAGUGGAUUCAGAUUAUCUGAUCCUUCAAAUUUUAAUCAGAUCAAGAAAUUUUGCACAUGUAAAUCGUGGCUUAUGAUUGUCUUUUGCUUUGUCAGAGGCAGGACUGAUGUCAAAAUCAACUCUUUGGGCUGUGUCAUUACUACAAUGUAGCUGGCAGCAGCUUUCUUGAUUUUGAAUGUUACAUGUUUCUUUUGUUAGUGAUUAAAAUUGUGAUGUUUUGGUUUUUUUUCCUGUGCCAACAUUUACACGCUGAAUCAGUGAUGGUAUUGUGUUUUACAUCAGUCAGCAACAGCUGGUUUUCUAGAGCUUAAAGCGAGAGCAACCAGAGUGAAGCAGAGUCCAUUAGACAAAAAUCUAAGAGGCAGUCAAAGAAAGUUUUGAGUAGCUGUUAAAAUCAGGCAUAAAUAUUCAAAUAAAAGAAAACGGCCUCAACCUUUGAAUUUGUGUGAAUCUGUGAAUAUAGUAUGCCUUGUAGACUCCCACUUAGAGCACUUAAAUUCAGUUAUUAUUUGAAAGAAAUGAUACUAAAGCAAGUUAAAUUACCUGGUCUUGGAGAGCAAAUAAGUGGAUUUCCUGGAUUUUCCAGGUCCUUGUUACCAAGCCACGGUUCUCAAUGGGGUCUAGUCAGUUUUAAAGUCUGAUAGAAAAUAUAACAGCUGUAGAAAUUGCUGAGAUUGCAAUUACACUUCGCAAUACUUACUAUACAAACAGCCAAUUCUGUGUGGAGUCGAAGUAGCGACAUUUGUUUGAACAGAAACCCCCAAGAGAAUUACCUCAUCAGGUCCUACGGGGCAACACACACUCACACACAGAUAUAUUUGCGCACACAUAGACUGCUAUACAAACAACGCAGAGCAGUUCAUCUAAUCAAGCACAGCGUCAAUGCACGGUGCCCCCUCUGAAUUGAUUAUCGGCAGGGGGAAAUGAAACAGCAGAGUGUAAGCUGUUCCUUGGUCCUCCACUAUCUUGCCAUGUGUUUUAAUGAGCAGACUGAGGGCCAUGCUAUCUUUGCUGCUAUCCUCACACUGACCUGCAGUGACUCAUUCAGCUCAUGGCCUCUAGAACCCAUUCAUCCAUUUGACUGUGUUACUGCAGUCCCACUGGCUGACCCAGGAGAAACUGUUUUUAGGACAAUGCUGCUAUUUCGUAGAAUAAGAGCUGCUCUUACCAAAGGAUGUGUGUGUAUUUGUUUUCUCAUUGACCUCUUAUCCUCUCUGCCAAUCAGACGGCGGGUUUCCAGGAGACUCUAACAGAGGUGGAGAUCUUAGCCCUUAUUGUAGGUUGUGUGUGCCAUGACUUGGACCAUAGGGGUACCAACAACGCUUUUCAAGCCAAGUAAGUGUUAGCUGCUUUGCGCCUGUCUCCUCUGUACACACACAUAAACACAUUUCCUCCCACACAUUGUUUGUAGCCUGUUUUCCCACCUUCAAUAGCCUGCUGCAGAAGACAGUCCAGAUCAGCCAGAGUCAAGUGGCAAAUUGUACACAGCUUAGAUGAAGUUGUGCUUACAUAGACUGUAAACACUGCUAUCUCUAACCUUUAAAACAGCAUGUAAAACACCAUUAAACUGCUUUAUUGUAUUAUAUUUUAUCUAUUGUAUCAUAUUUCUAUUUACUGUAUGUUAUUCUUGGAUUGGAAACAGACCUGGGCACUUAUUCAAAUCACAGACUGUCAAAGGUGUGGGGUAUGACAAAUAAAGUUCCUUGACUCCUGGAAUCCUUAAAACUACCGUUCUGAAACCAAGAUGAUAACAUAAUGGAAAGGGGGAAAAGGUCUUCUAAAAUGAUUCAUAAAAAUGUCCCUCCCUCUAAAAAAGAUUUCCAAAUAUCUGAAGUUUAGGGGUUUUAUGUUAUUGGCAAAGGCGAUGUGUUUUAAUUUCAAUAGUAAGUCCAAUAAAGCUGUAGCUGAGGAUGUUACAUGAGAGAAAAACUUGAUUGAAUUCAAAGUAAUUCACGAUUUUUUUUAAUGUUAACACAAACUACAACUACACUUAUGUUUAACAUAUGCAAUAAUACGAUAUAUCAACGAAACCACCAGAAUAAAAUGCAAUAUUACUUGAUACAAUACUAUCCUAUACAAUUCUACACAAUAAGACAUAAAAUGAUGCAAAUGAUUUGAUGCAGUGUUACCAAAAGAUACAAUGUACUACGUUACGAUGUGAUAUGAUACGAUGUGAAAUGAUACAGUACAAUUCGAUAUGUUACAUUGCAAUAAGAUAUGAUACAAUAUGAUGCAGUAUGACACAAUACAAUGUAAUUUGACAUGAUAUGUUACGAUACAAAAAAAGUUAAAAAUAUGACACAAUAGAAUAUGAUACACAAUGAUGCAAUACAAUGUUACAGUACAAUACGACAUGAUAUGAUCCAAUACAUUACCAUAUGAUAUGAUACGAUAUGAAAGAAUUUCCAUUUGAAACAAUAGGAUACAAUACAACCCAAUAUGAAAUGUAUAGAUAUGAUAUGAUGCAAAACAACAUGAUGUAAUAUGAUAUAAUAAGGUUCAAUGAUAUUCUUUUACUAUCAGACUCUAUUUGACAUGUUUUUUUGACUUUCAGUUGAAUGAAAAAAUAAUAAACCUUCAGCUAAGAUAAAAGUUAAAAUAGUUUGCUUGAUAUUCCAAAAACUAAUGGAGUAUGCUGAACUUAGGAAACCUGUCCUCUUCGAGAGUUCACAAGCCUCAGUUCUCUUGAGUAUUUUCUCUCCAUAUUGAAUGAUCAUAUUCAGUGUGUAGUCUAACUGUUGAAUUUCUGCAGCAGUUUAGGUUAUGGCUCUCCAGCUUCUUUUAUUAUUGAGCUGUAAGUUAGCGACAGAGCGCAGAGAGCAUCAGAGAGGGAAUUAGAGCAGACUCAACAGCAUACUUUGUUUUUUAGUGUGUGUUCAAUCUUGAUUAUGUUAUUUCUUUUCUCAAUCCCUGUAUUUGUGUUCUGUGCGUGCGCUUUUGUGUCUGUGACUGUGUGUAUGUGCCAGGACGGGCUCAGCACUUGCUCUGCUUUAUGGGACCUCUGCUACUCUGGAGCACCACCACUUCAACCAUGCUGUUAUGAUCCUGCAGAGCGAGGUGCACUUUGUUCCAAUAUCUGCUGCAAUGCAGUUACCAUGAAAGUUCUGCACAUGCUACUACUGCAUGUUUUAUUUGAGCAAUUCUUUUAAAGUGUCCACAGCUCACUGAAAACAUCCUCGUAAACACUUUGUAUCGCACCUCACUUUAAGGAUAACUCAAAAGGUCAAGGUGUCGUGUUAACACAUCUCGUCUAAACACUUACUACAAACUUCAUGAGAGUUAGAUUCAUUGUUUAAACCUAGUAUGUGACUACAUUAGCUCUUGCUGGGCAUGCCUUAUAAUCUUGCAACUCUGCAUUACAUGUACUCAUUUGAAGCUCCUGUGAUGAUGAGUUUUUGGAGGUUAUUAAACAGACUAAAAUUAAUAUUAAUGUCUCUUUAUGAGCUAUAAAAUCAAACAAAACCAAAAGCAUGAUAAUUAGUUUUUUUUUCUACGUAAUUAUUUGAAUGGUUAAAGCUUCAGCUGAGGGGUAAGUGUCAGACUUCUGGAUUAUGUGUAUACUGUGUACAGUGUAUUUUCUAUGUAUACUUUGUAUAUUUCACAGCAGAGAAAGACACAUUUGACCUUUAAAUCAAAGUAGGGUGAGACUUUUGUUCAAAAACACUACUUACACACCUGCAGGACAAAAUCAGCAGAGUGAAAGAAAGUAUUUAUUUGUCCACAGGGGGCGCUAAAUUCAACACAAACUGGUAGUUCUUUGCAGAAGCUAAAAUUAACUUUUCAUUGCAUUUGCACUUUAUUACCAGGCUAAAUUGUGGUUAAAAGUCUUUUAAAGUUAAAAAAGCACGACUAGCCAUACUUAAAGUACAACUAACAUGAGGUGCCAGCUAACAGCUUGAAACCCAGGAAGUUAACCAGCCUUAUCGCAUGAAUGUCAGCUACUUCAAAAGAAUUGUAAAUUGAGCACAGUGUAAUUGUUUUUAAGGGCUCUGUGACCUCUUUCGGCUGAAAAGCUGAUAACUCAAGGGUUGGGGGGGCUGUUUCUUACCACGUCCAUUUUUACAGCAUGUUGAUUGAUUGGCUAGUAGUCUCGAUAAUUCUCAGAAAGAAAGAAAAGCAUUUUCAAAAAAUGUCAAACUGUUCAUUUAAAGCUCCUGUGAGUUUAUUUGCUAGUUGUGAAACAGACAGAAAUCAAUUCUGCUGCUCUAUAACAUUUUUUAUUAAACAUGCCAAAAACUUAAUGUAAGUUGCACAUUGUAAACAUUUGGAAUAAAGAAACAUAAUUUUUAGUUUCUUUGUUUUAUCAGGAAUAUGAGCAGGAGAUUAACUUUGCUGCUUUGUACUCGGGGAGCACCAAAAUCAGUGCAAGCAGGAUGUUCUUUCACAGUAGCUUUAAAGUUAUACGACUUACAGCUAAAUAGUGACGCAUUGAAACUCUAGACUACAAAAGAUUACAGCCCUUGUUCCUCUGAGAAGUCGAACUGGUUUUUAAAAACCUCAAAUCAGACCAAUUACUGAUUCUUGUUUUUACUUCUGGACAUUGUAUUUAAAGCUCCUGUCACUUUCUGUCUGUGGUGGUUUUGGCGCCCCCUGUGGUCAAACUCUUUUGUUGGUGCUGAUUUUGUCUCAUCCUUGGGAAAGUGGUGUGUUUUUUUUUGGCAAAAAUUCUCUUUCUGUCUUUUUUAACAGUGAAAAUUAAUCAGAUAUUCAAUUGCUGUAGGUACUUGCUGUGGAAAUGCUGUUUUGUACCUCUUUACAGCAGCAACAGGCAUUCAAAACUGUGAUAUUGAAAUUGUCAGUUUUGUUGUCAGUGGUCUCGUUUGCUUUUGGGCGUCUUAGAAACACAUCACUGCUUAUUUCAGCCUAUUUCAUAAGCAGCCAAAUUUCCUCACAGUAGCUUUAAUGUAGAAUAUCCUUAAUUCCACUUUGUCCCCAAAAAUAAUUAUUAUGAUCAAAAAUAAAAUCCAAAUAAAGGACUUUGUGCCCACAGUGCCUGAAGUUAUCCAUGUGGUGCCUGGAUGUUGGCUGUAUGAGAGCAAGUAAACAAAUAGCUCACACUGCCUCACAAAUCAAUGUGAUCACAGAGGCAAUGGAUUUGCUGGUAAUUGGUUGAGAGAGACAUUUUACCAGGUGACUGGGUUUGCAUAAAGUUGUAAUUAAAGAUGUUUUGAAGGAGCAGCUGAGACGAGGAUUAGCAGGGUGGGUUCCAGUGGCUUCAUUAUCAAGGUGCUGACAACACAGUAAGCUGACAAAUGUUUGCUUGGAAUAUCAUAAUGGGCUCUGUUGAUACCGAGGCUGAGCUAACACUGUCCCAUUAGCAUAUAAAUGAAGAGUGUGGCUAAUUCAAGUAGAAUUAGCUGUUACGCACAGAAAAAUAAAUUGGAAUAGUAACUUUUAAAUGUCACUGUGUCUCUUUGACUGCGUCACUUCGUAUUUUACUCAAUCACUUGCUCUGAUUGAGACAGGAUGAGUGCCGUGUGUCACCGCUGCUACGUUGCUCAAUGUACAACGAGACGCACCACAACAAUCUGUAGAUUUCUCCGCUAAUUUCUGCAGGUCAUUAUCACCUGCUCAUUUUUCAUCCUUUUCUGUUAUCACCUCGACAUCUUCUUUUCCUCCACAGACAGACGUAUCCAUCUGUUCAAACCCUCCUCUAGAGGAGGCAGUCUAAGUGGUGAAUGAAUGUAUAAUGCAUGACGGGGAGAGGCCUGUUUAAUGACGCAGGGCCUCAAGUGAGAGAUGUUGCCUCUUUAUUAACAGCUGCUUGGUUCCCUCCUCUGCACACAUUCAUUCUCUUUUAUUGUUGCCUCUUUGUUAUGGUUAAGUCGUGUAAAUAAAGGCUAUUUGCUCUAGCAACUUGUGAGACAUCGUGGAAGAAUAAAGUGAGGAGUGAAGUUCCUCUGCAGUUCCCUCCUCAAUAGAAAGCAGUAAAUGCGAUUUUGUACAGUGUUACUCUCUUUAUGCCUACUGUCAUUUUACUGCACAAGCAUGCACCUAUUAGGUGUGACACGUUGCAUUGGAAAGUGGUGUAAAAGUCAGCGGCCCUCCUGUUUUUAUUCCUUUGUAGGAACUCAAAAUGUCACAUUUCUGCUUAAACCUUGACGCUGAAACAAGAUCGCUGAAGAGUAAAUAUUGUGCAGAACACUGUAAUGUAAACAGGGAGUGCUUUCUGACACUGCCCUUGUAUUAGUCCUGCUGACUCACUGGUAUACUGUCAGUGCUUAAUGGUUAAUGUCAUUAGUAACACCUGUUCUGUCUUGUGUGUAAAAAGGCCUAUUAACUACAACCAAAGCAGCUUCUCUGAUGGCGCGAUGGCUCAUUGCAUUGUGUUUUUCUGGCCUUGCUUCAGCUUUCUUUUGAUGUCCCACUACAGAGAACACCUCUCCCCUGACAGUUUUAGACUCUUAUUUAUUGAUAGCAGGAGAACACUGGUUUAACUUGCUAUUGCUUGGAUUUGUAUGGAUAUAUUGACGAAAACAAUGUUGCAUACACAAAGAUAAAUCAGAGGAUUUAAAUCUCCAGUGAAGAAAUUUUGGUUUGUGUAAGUUUUGGCGCCCCCUGUGGUUGUAGCAGCCUUAAAAAUGUAUUAUUGAUUGAGUAUUUGAUGAAAAAACUGUAAGAAAAAGGCUUUUUCUCCAGAUGCUUUGCUAACACCUACCCUUACACAGGUAUCAGGUUGUAGAAAUUACGAAAUGGCAGCCAUUAACCAUUUCACUGAUUGUCGUUUGCUUCCAUACAUCAAAAAAAAAGGCACCAAUAUGAAUUUCAGUCUAUUUCACUGACUUCUCACAGGAGCUUUUAUGGUGUAAAGAAUCAAUACUUUGAAUUACCCUCAAAUAUGACUUAAAUCCAAUAUGUUAAAUACUCUGUGUCAUUUAAAAAUCUUUCAUGUGAACUAUUAAAAUCACACUUUAUCUGUCUGUAUUGCAAGUCUUUGACAGCUUUCUUUAAAACAGUUUUCAGUGUUAUUGUGUUUUAUUUUUAUUAUUAUGCACACUGCUUAUAGCACUAAAUAAACAUUGUUAUAAGCUGUUGUGAGUGCUUAUCACUCAUUAGGGUUAAAACAAAGCCUUUAAGAUGCACUUAAAAACAAUUUUUGUACUGUGCUAUAAGAGGUGUGUUCAUGUAAAGUGUUCCUGUGAUCUUUUACUGAAAUGCAUCAGUGGAGGAAGGAUGCCUGUAGUGUAACCUAUAGAAACUUAUAGAGAAAAAGUGACAUCCACUGAGCAUUUUUCAUCGUGUUUUUUCUGUACGUGUCUCCACAGGGUCACAACAUCUUCUCCAACCUCUCCUCCACAGAGUACAGCGACCUCAUGCAGCUCUUGAAACAGUCCAUCCUGGCCACAGACCUCACACUUUACUUCGAGUAUGUUCUGCUGAACACCAUGGUGCUUAUUGAACAGUUAAAUCUCCUGACAGAGAGGUGUCCACUGAGUGUUGUAACUUCAUUACGAGUCUGUCUCUAUGCUCUGCUUUCCAUUGAUUUGCAGGCGUCUUUUAGGUCACACCGCCCCCCUGUGGAAAUAGAGUAACUUACACCUAAAGAUACUGAUGCUUUGUUUUUCUGCAGGAACAGAAACACGUUCUUUGAGCUGGUCAGUAAUGGAGAGUAUAACUGGAAUGUGAAGGGUCAUAGAGACAUGUGCAGGUAAAAAAAAAUGAAAAGAGUCCCAUUAUCUCUCAAUACAUUAUUAAAUUAAACUGUGGGUUUUGCAGUGACAUAAAUCUGUAUGAUCAUUCUCAGAUCGAUGAUGAUGACAGCUUGUGAUCUUGGUGCUGUCACUAAACCUUGGGACAUAUCACGCAAGGUGAGAAACACACUUUUAAAUGUAGGAAAAUAUAGUACCAAACCACUUAUACAUUAUAAUCUCAAACAAUUGGUUAAAACUAUAAUCAACUAUCUGAACAUAGGUUGUCAUUAUUCUGACUUAAAAAUACAAAACAUUUCUAGCUUUUGGCUUUUAUAUUUCAGUCUUGUCUUAUUCUUAAAUUAUUUUAUCACAGUUUUAUCACUCUUUUACACAAUUUCCCUUUCGUUUUGUGAAAAUAAAUCAUUAAAAAAUAAUAUACAAGUAAUCAAUCCUGAAAACAAUUAUUUGUUAUAGUCCUAGAUGAAUCUUUUCUCUCUUUCCAGGUGGCAGAGCUGGUGACCAGUGAGUUCUUUGAGCAAGGCGACAGAGAGAGAUCGGAGCUGAAGCUCACGCCCUCGGUAUGUCCAUCCAGCCACCUCCUGCUUUUGUGCUUUUGUGCAGUUUGUUUCACCUCUGCGACCUCCGCGAGCUGAUGAUGCUGAAGAUAGAUUUUCUCUGCAGUCUCAAAAAAACAUACUGACUGCGUAGGAAACAUGAGCGCUUGUGUUUGGUAGUGCGAGAAAAGUGAAUUGUCAGCGUGACUGCACUGCUGCCUCGCUGCACAGUGCCAAGAGCGAAGUGUAGACUGUGUAACAACCAUUUUUUAAAAAAAAGAUCCUUCUGCACAGGAUUCAAAGCAAACAUGUACCUCUAUACUCAUUCGGCUGUGAACGCACAAUAAAUUUAGGUGUUAUGGAGUUCUACUAGCCUUGAUUAUUACUACUGUGGUUGUAAAAAUAGCAACAUCAUAACAGCAGAGAAAGACUCAUAGACAUUGUUUUAAUGCAUAACCUUUAAUGCUCUUCUCAAAGCCGCAGCAGCACAACAGAAGAGCUCUGUGUGUUUGAUUGAGGAGCUUUUAUGGCUGAACUGUGUUGCAACUUCUUAAAGGGGGAAAAACCAGCAGCUUUCCGUGAGCAAUUAAUGGCCGUGGACUAAUCGAGCCAGGCCACAUUGCCUCCCCUCAGAUAUAACUAAUGCAGUAGCCUCAGGUCUGCAGCUUGUGUCAAACCUUUACUGCUCCAUGUGUGGGUGUUGGAAAUUAAAUAUUAACUUCUAAGUUGUAGCCCAGUAACUAUCUCUGAAGCACAGCCUCAGCGAGCCUCUUAAGCUCAGGCUGCAGGAGAAUGAGGUGGAAUAGAAAAUGUACAUGAAGUGAACUCAAUUGUCUCGAGAGCCGAGGGAGAAUUUGCUUGAGCCAAAGCUGUUACAGCAGCACUCUGGCAGAGGUGGUAGAAGUAUACUGAUCCUUUAUUUCUGUUGAAGCAUCCAAAUCACAUGGGUGAAAAUACUCCAAAGCAAGUUAAAGACUCAAUGCAGCAAGUAUUAUAAGUAUGGGUGAGAAUCACGAGUGACCCCACGGUACAAUAUUAUCAUAAUACUUGGGCCACGAUACGAUCUUAUUGUGAGUUUUUACAUUUUGCAAAACAGUGAGUAUUGUAAAACAAUAUAUUGCGAUUUAUACAAUUUUUUCAACUGUUUACCAAAUUAGCAUUUGUCUUUCCUUUAUGUUUGCCCUAUUUUUUUUCAUGUUGCACACCUUGCAAACCUUUUAUAUAUUCGUUGCACUAACUUUCUCCUGCUCUAUGAUGUCACCUCUGCCAACCUCACUGGACAAACAGAUGAUUUUAUUUUUCCAUUAUUAUAGAUCUGAUUUUAUAUUAGCAAUUAAUUUGAAAAAAUCAAUACUUGGUAAAUUUGACAAUACGAUUCAUCACCAGACAAAAUAUUGCAAUACUAUGCUGUAUCAAUGUUUUCUUCCACCCCUAAUUAUCAGCAAGAUUUAUUAAACACAUUUAUGUAGAAACAGUCAUCGUAGAGGAAAUUGGUGUUUGUGUGUUUGAUAUUCACUCAAUUUCUGUAUGUACUGUAAAAAACACAAAUGUAUCAUACUUAUGUGAAAAAAUAAUAUUUUUGAAAACCAACAUUUUAUGGUGUUGGAAACACAGCCCUGCAUUAGCUUUGAGAUCAUGCAUUUUCUGUCAAAUGCAAGGAGAUUUUAUGUGUAAGUGGAGCAACACCAGAGAGCUACUUCAGGCAGGCAACUUGAGCUGUGCUGACAUUUUCAAUGUCAUUCUGACAAAUAUAUCCUCCCAAUCCAUAAAAGGCACAGUAAGGAGUUUUUUUAUAGGCUAGGAAACAGGGUCUGGUGCUUCUUCAUGACCUUCAAAAGCAAACAAAUCCAACAGCAACAAGUCUGAUUUUUUCACUUUUGGUAUUUUUGAUGCUAAAAAACGUAGAGGGGGGGUGGGCAUCAAACCAGAUGAUUAACAGCAGGCUGAAAAAACUGCUUUUUAAAAUUAUAGCAAAUGCUCACAGUGAGUAAUAAAUUUUGUUGUUACUAAAAUCCAGGCAAAUAGGUUGUGCUUUUUUAAAAUCCCGGAUCAUGCAUAGUUUGUAGCUGAGUUUUGCACUCCUAAAAUUAGCUGACCGGUUAAUUUCAGUGCUCUAGCUGGAAUAAAGACAUGGAAAAGUUCGGUACCUAACAUUUCAGAGCUUCUAAAUCCCUUAUAGUGCCUCUGAGAUAAAGUAGAGCAAAUUCUUAAAGCUUUCAAAAUCUAGAAGAGUAUUUCAUAUUGAUUCAUAACCUUCACCCUGAGUAAAUCUACUGACUUUUAUUCCUCACUUGACUGAUUCUCUAUCAUGAGCAGGGAUACAUGUUGAAAUAAACUCCAACUUUUUGUUUUUCAGGCCAUCUUUGAUCGAAACAGGAAGGAUGAAUUGCCUGGGCUGCAGCUGGAGUGGAUUGAUGGAAUUUGUGCGCCCCUGUACGAGGUAAGGCUGUGAGGCCUCAGUGUGACAUCAGUUGUCACUGUCCUUCAUCCGCGAUUGUUUCCUCUGCUGACGCAGGCAAUGAAAUCGUCACCUGUAACUGUUUCUCUGUAGCCACAGACUUUUCUCUCUACAGAAAGCACUGACACAACUUCAAGGUUGCAUCCUGUUCUUUUAGAGGAGCACAAUGAGUUUGCUCUUUCUGAAGGCACGAAGAGCUUAGAGGAAGCAGAGUGUGCGGACGGAGUGAGGAUGUUAGUUGGGUUAAAUCCUCUCAGUCAGACAGUGUAUUCUGGGCUUUGCUGCACAGUAAUGAAAUAAGCAAGGUCUGACUCUUGGCUGCAGCGCUCUCCUUCUUAGUGCUUUUGCUAAAAAAUCAUAAAAAGAGUCGAUUUUAUUGCAGGAUCCAGGCUGAGCAAAUGUAAGGCUUAAAUAGGUUAUUGUUCAGGGAAUAAAGGAAAUCUGUAAAGCGUCCUCACUUGUAUAGAAAUGCCGGUGUGUUACUUAAUGACGUCAAAGAGACCCCCCUCUUAGCAGCAGCAGUGGCGGUGGUGGCUGUGUGGGAGAAAGAUAGAAAGAUGCUUGCUGCCUCACUGAGCAGAUCAGACCUGUUAAGAUACGAGUCGUGUCAGAGGUGAAUUCCCAAAAGCAAACAAAUCAGAUAGUUGUGAAAGGAUGAAACAGUUCACCCUCUCCUUUUUACUGCUACAAUAAACCUGUUACAGAAAACAAAUGAUAGAUCAUCUUAACAUCUAAAGAGUUAUCCGAGUGAUCAGUGACCAAAGUCAGAGCAGGCUAAUCUGUGCCCUGCUCUGGUUUCACUAUUGUUACUGUCUGUGUGGUCUAGAUAACAAGCAUCAAAGUGCUGUGUGUGUGUAGUCUGCGUGGGGGGUUUGACUCCACACUGCCGUACAUAAAGGCUGAUGUUUGGAGAAUGCAGAUAUGGAGCUCACGAUCAUGCUGCUGCCAAUUAAAUUUGCAGGGGGGGAGAACAGAGGGAGUUCAGAGGCAGCGGGGUUUUAGUCUGUGGGCGGGAGAGCUCUCCUUCUUGAUCUCGUUGAUCUCCUUCUCCUCGUGGUGGCUCACUACUUUGUGGAAUAUUAAUCCCCCAUUAUAUAACCUUCCAUCUUUACACCCCACCAUAUGACAGCCUCUCUCUUCUUCUGCGUCUGGGUUUACCUCAGAGGAAUAAUGAUGCAAACCCAUAGAAGUGUCCCACAGUUGAUACAAAGAAGGAGGCUGUGCCCCCUUUUUAACCUGCAGAUGAAUGUGGGCCACCCAUCAUCACAGCGUGACAAUAAGCGAACACUUGUUAUAAAUAAUAUUCCUCAGUUAUUCUGCAACAGUCUUGUGGUCUUUAAAACACUCAUUUAUGCUAAUAUCUUCAACAGGAGUAUGUUUACGAAAGCGUUACAGUCAUAGACAUAUUAACAACAGAUUAGUUAAAGCUCCUAUAAGGGGUUUCUUCAUGUUUAUGAACCAGACUGAAUUUUAUAUUGAUGCCUUUUUAUGAUAUCCUAAAGGAAACAUGACCAUCAGUAACAAGACCGGCAAUUUUUAUAUCCUAAUUUUUAGUUUAUAAAACCAGUCCAAGGGAGUAGAUGUGACCUGCGCAACUCAGGAAAUAUUAAAGUAUAUUUAACGGUCAAAAGUCAGCAAAAUUGGGUCUUUAUGUCAGAAGUCUUGACUCAACCAUAUAGAGGCCAGGAUAUGCAAAGACAUCCAUUUUUUUUUUUGUCUUUGUCCAUAGGGGGCGCCACAACUGACACAAAUCAAAGUCAAAUGAAUCACAGGAGCUUUAAAAUGUCAGAUUUAAGUUUCUCAUGAUUUUGUUUGAUUGUGUUCUUUAAAGAAUAACAUUUUUUAACUGUAUUGCUUUAAUCUUGUUGUUCUAUGCUGCUGUUUUUACUUUAUAAAGUGACCUUGAGUGCUCAGAAAGGCGCUUAUGGUUAAAAUGCAUUAUUAUUAUUAUUAUUAAAAGAUUGGACCAAUUAAUCUUUAAAUAAUUCAAUCAGUCAAUUUUAGCAUUGCACCCUGAUUAAAGCUAUUGACUCGUUGUGACACAGACUGAAAUAUACGCUGAUGUCUCUCUGUAACCUAAAAAUGUAAACAAGAUCAUCAUCUAGAGGUAUUGCUAUUUCUCUGUAGUAAUUGUUAAAAUCUGAAACCACUGGUGGGAGGGUGGCAGGUGUCAGACUACACAAUCCGUCUGUAGGUCAGAGAUGACAAUCACAGAGCCAAACAAACUGUGCUGUGACUUAACUGACCGUUACUGCAUGGUGUUUCAUGUCCGGUCACCACAAUCAACAACAGGGAUUUAUUGGCUCUUAAACCACCCUCAAUUAGACACUCAAGGAACUAAAGCUUGUCAAACUUGAACUUUCUAAAACCUAGUGUUGCUUCAGGGUCCUUAAUUUGAUCAACAAUUAAAACAAAGCUAGUUAUUUUGGUUGAGAACUUGAUAUAAAUAAAUAUGAGGUAUUUCUACAUUAAAAUGAGUUCUUAGCCACUGGAGUUGUAACACAAAAUAUAAGCAAAAACAAAAUAUCAUGAGCACUUCUGGAGCAACGUGACUUCAUUAUCAGGAAUCUACUAAAUCUCAAAUCAUGAAAAUGGAAAUCUAUGUCGUACUCAUGUGGGUCUGCAUCACUGACAAACAGCUUCAUUACCAGUCAAAUUCAUUUUCAGGCAAUCACAAUAUUAUGAAUUACUGAGUCGUGCAAAGCUUUUAAAAACACUUUUUAGGAUGUGUAAUGAAUUCUUAAUGAACAAAUGUGAGCAGACGUCUGUUUUCUGUUUUUGUUUCUUUUAAAACUAAGACACAGUCCUGCUUUCUGAACUUCACCACAUUAUGAAGCUUUGUUACGGUCAAACUCCCACACCAAGUGUUUUAAUUGUUCAUAUGAGUAAGUGAAUGCACCCUCCAAAUGCAAAUGCAGCUCAGUUUGCUGCCUGCUUUUAAAGCUCAGUUAAUUGGCAGCUGUGAUUAGUUGUGUUUUCUCUGAGUGUAGCAACAUAUUUGAUUUUCCUUUCUCACAUUCAAUACACAAUCCUGAGUGUAGGUGUUCUUACUUACCAAGCUUUUAUUUCAUUCAGUCUCAUAAUGGCUGCCUAUUCACCCCUACACAAGUGAGGAUAAAUGAACAUUGUUUAAUAUGUGGGACCCCUGCCCACAUGUUAUAUUUCCAUAUGAAACAGGGUUAAUGAAAGAAUAACUAAUUAUAGUCUUCCCUGGAAAUCCAAGAGACAAUAGUUGAGAGAACAGAGAACAAAUCCCACUGUCUCUCAGGUGAUUUAUUAAAUGUUGGAUGACAGCUUUGACCACACAAACACUCAAAGUUUAACACAGAAAACUGACAGAGGCUGCUAAUCUCAGUCCUGCAUGUGGCUCUAAUCUGUAACGAGCAGCUUUUUCCUUUCCUACCAUAUUACGUGCACUUUAUGUUGGAUUUAUUGCUACGUUUUUUUUUAUCCGUCAUAUACAUUUAAUAACUAAUGUGCUGCUUUUGACAAGCCUCAGUUUAUGUAUGCAUAUACAGUACCUCAAUGUAUGAUUAUCACAUUCAAGUUACUGUGCUCAGCACAAGACUUCUUAUAAAUAAAUAAUUUUCACUAGAAUAUUCCCUCUGGGAAAUUUUGAAAAGGCCACAGGGGCUACUGCCGGGGUGUGUUCAUUAUGAUGAGAUUCUUCAGAGAUUUCAAAUAAUUAAUACUAGUAGCAUUGUGAUAUUUUAUACACGGAGCACACCUAUAAUAAACAUUCCUUUUUCAUGUAUUUAUUUAUGCAACAUUAAAAAAAAAGGAAAAAAGAUGGACCCAGAGCAGUCUGACAAGUUUAAAACUGCAAUGUAGUGCCUGGUGUGUUUGCUCUGUGGCCCUAAUAAUAAUCAAAUAGGAACACUUCUUGACUUAAAAAUCAGUAAUCCAAAGAUAAGGACUUCCUGUUGUCUCUGUAACCAUCUUUAUUAAAAAAUAAAUAAAUAAAACAUAACUGUUAGCAUUAUGUUUCAUUCAGAAAGUUGGAUGUGAGAACAAACAAACAAUAACAUGAGGGCAUUAAUUUGCAUCUAUGAGUUUAAGUAUAACCUUUUUGAAGCUGCAUUUUGGCAGUCUCCUUUUUUGUGGUACUUUUUAUUUAAAGGCGGAAGUGACUUUUUCUGUAUGAAUGAGUGGAUACAAAUGACUGUCCUGGGUGGCAUAUUGCAGUUUAUGAAACUUUCCAAUCACAGGUAGAAACAGUCUAAUGGCAUGACCAGUUCUGCUGUCAACUAUACCACAAACGGGAUCUUUACUAGUUUCAUAAAUGCCAUAAAUCUAGCUUUGAUAACCCAAACUCAUUAGAGUUACUGAGGUUUACUUAUGUUGUAGAAUAAACCAAGAAGUAGUUUAGUAUAAAACAGGCAGAAACUAAUACUGGUGCCAUUAUAAGCAAACAAGGACACUACCAUAAAAAGAAAAAAAAACAUUUCUAUGUACGUAUAUUUAAUGCCUGAAACUAAUAAGGAAGGAUAGGUACCAUUUAUUCUCAUCAACAGCUCACUGCUGAGGCUGCCUUUGAUUGGUCACAUUUUUAAAAAGUUACUAGGAAGCAUUUCAUAUUUGGCGAACAUCUUCAUGAAGGUGACACCAUGUGAAGCAAUUGUGGAAAAAAGAAAAAAAACAAAACAAAAAAAUUUGCCAAGAUGGUUAAAAGAGUAUUUUAGUAUUUAAAAAAUGUUCGCAGGAGUUACAGUUAAGAGAGACAUUUAAAGCUGCUGUAAGGAACUUCUGGCACCCCCUGUGGUCAAAGUAAUAAUCCUCACUGUGCAAAGUGUUUCAAAAACCGAGUCCUGUUGUACUUUGACAGUGAAAUGGAUUGUUUCCUGUAAGUAUUUGCUGUAAAAAAUGCAUCAUCUGGUCUCACUCUACCCCCUUUAGUGUUUUCAGGUGUUAAAAAUGAAAACAGAGAAAAUAUCAGUCUUGUUGCUGAUGGUCUUGUUUACAUUUGAGGCCGAUAUCAGGCAUCAGUAUCAGUUUGAGUCAGUAUCUCCGCAUGUUAAGAACUCUUUUGUGAUCAGACCCUCAUAUCUGCAAGUAUCUGCCUCACAAACAUCAGCAUGUUGUCAGAGUUAUUAAUGCUCAUGGUAACACUUGCCUAAAGCACCUUUGUGCCCAAUCACAGCUUGACAGAGCACCGCGUAUGGUUGUUAGUUUUGUGGAGCAUCAGUCGUUCCUCUCUGAAGACAUAAAUGCUCUUCUCAGUCACUUAACUAUAAAGUGUCACAAUCUGGUUCCUUUCAUGCCCAAAGUGGCUUUUGUUUGUAUUAAAUGUUUAUUUCUCUUCUCUACAUUUUCUCUCUAUCUGUUUCUCUCUCCAGACUCUGGUCAAAUUGAAUCCCAAACUCCAGCCGAUGCUUGACAUGAUCAAAGCUAACAGGGCCAAAUGGGAGGAACUGAACAAGAAGAGACAGCGUGGCCAGAGCGUCUCUGCACCCCCAAGCCCCUGCAGUGGCGACAGCUCAGAUAAAGCUGGCUGCACUGUGGCCAAAGUGGGCAGCACACCAUGCUGCAGCAGUGAUGCUGAUGGCAAACCAUCCAAACCUGUUAGUUAG